This is a messenger RNA of Thalassophryne amazonica, 2693 nucleotides long. RefSeq names its product queuine tRNA-ribosyltransferase 1 (gene qtrt1). The record is from RefSeq and is a predicted model, not a curated record. Gene Ontology annotation, molecular function: tRNA-guanosine(34) queuine transglycosylase activity. Lineage: Eukaryota; Metazoa; Chordata; Actinopteri; Batrachoidiformes; Batrachoididae. The coding region runs from base 12 to 1256 and encodes 414 amino acids. The transcript is spliced from 9 exons. Gene Ontology annotation, cellular component: cytosol.
UUGCGGGUGUCAUGGCUGCUGUCGUACAGUCCGGCGCCGAGACAAACAUGUGUAAAAAUAACAUGUUUUUAAAGAAAUCACUCUCUACGCUUUCUCUGCGAAUAAUUGCUGAAUGUCCAGUGACAAAAGCAAGAGCUUGUGAUUUAGUUCUACCGCACUGCGCUGUCAGUACACCGGUUUUUAUGCCCGUGGGCACUCAGGGAACCAUGAAGGGGAUCAGUGCGGACCAGCUACAGGCUCUGGGCUGUCAGAUCUGUCUGGGAAACACUUACCAUCUGGGUAUGAGACCGGGGCCUGACUUGAUUGAGAAAUCCAAUGGUCUCCAUGGAUUCAUGAACUGGAAAAGAAAUCUUCUAACAGAUAGUGGAGGGUUUCAGAUGGUGUCUCUCGUUGAACUCUCAGAGGUUACAGAGGAAGGGGUGAAGUUCAAGUCCCCCUAUGAUGGCAAGGAGAUUCUCCUCAGUCCUGAGAAAUCCAUCAGCAUACAGAACAGUCUGGGGUCAGACAUCAUGAUGCAGCUGGAUGAUGUAGUAAGCAGCACUGUGACGGGACCACGUGUGGAGGAAGCAAUGCAUAGAUCCAUCCGCUGGCUGGACCGCUGCAUUUCAGCUAACAAAAAUCCAGACAAACAGAACCUUUUUGCUAUCAUUCAGGGUGGACUGAAUGCCGAUCUGCGAAAGACCUGUAUAGACGAAAUGACUAAGCGUGAUGUUCCUGGUUUUGCCAUCGGUGGGCUGAGUGGAGGAGAGGAGAAAGAUGACUUCUGGAAGAUGGUCACACUAAGCACAGACCACUUGCCAAGAGAAAAGCCUCGCUACCUCAUGGGUGUCGGGUAUGCAGUCGACCUGGUGGUGUGUGUUGCUCUGGGAUGCGAUAUGUUUGACUGUGUAUUUCCUACUCGAACUGCCAGGUUUGGCUCUGCCUUGGUGCCUUGGGGAUCACUUCAGGUAAAGCAAAAGCAGUACGCUAAGGACUUCCAACCUAUAGAUCCAGACUGCCAGUGUCCCACGUGCAAGAGACAUAGUCGUGCAUAUCUGCAUGCUCUGUUUAAGAUCGAUACUGCAGCCCUGCAUCAUAUCACCAUCCACAACAUUGCCUACCAGCUCAGUCUGAUGCGCUCAGUCAGACAGAGCAUCGUGGAAGGUCGUUUCCCUGAGUAUAUUCAGGCCUUCAUGAAGCGAAUGUUCCCCUCCCGUGACCAGUACCCCAGCUGGGCUGUGGACGCUCUGGCCUCCGUCGGCAUCACAUUGGAAUAAACCGUGGAAGGCAGCUGUGUGUUUUUCCCCUGAACGUGCUCCAAACAAAUUGAACAUUUUAGAUCUUUUUAAAUGACUUUUUUAUUUUAUUAGCAGAAUGUUUUGGUGUUUUUUGUUGUUUUUUACUCACACUCGACAGCAAGGUUGAUCUGCAGGGAUAAUGUUUGUCUAUUGUUGCAAGCCCUCUGCAGAUUGUCCCCUGAAUAAACAUUGUGAUGGUGUAAAACUGUAUCUGGCUUAAAUGAGGUUUGAAACGACUCCGAUUUGCUCAUUUUUUGUUGUUACCAUGGCUACACGACUAGGCCCACCCACUUUAAAUGAAACGUUUUACUGGCCUAUCAGCCGCAUUGUAAGGUUUUGUAAAUGCAUCAUUCAUUUUUGCAAAAGGUGCAAACUUAAUAAAUGUCUAUUUAUAUUUUGUGCAGGUACACCACAGCGUAGUUGUUGUCAGCCGGUGUUUGAGCAGAUGGAUGAAGCACAGCUCAGGUUGCAUGCAUGGGUCAUGACCACCAGAGGGCAAAGUAGACAAAACCCGCCAUCACAACAAGCAGCAGGUCUGCUGUCUGAGUAAAAAAAAAAAAAAAAAAAUCUAAUAUUAUAUUAAGAAGAAGAUCCGGAAAGACAUGAAGGUAAAAAAAAAUGAUGCAAAAGUUGGUACUGAAAUAAUCUUACAACACCUUUAUAUUCAUUAUUUAAUCAGCAUUUGCAAUUUGGAGGAAAAAAAGACUUGGAGAUCUCACAGUUGUUUGUUCAGCAAGGCUCAGCUGUGGGUGAAUAAUAUCAGAUGAUUAAUUUUAGUCCAUUUGAAUAGCACCUGCUGCGUGUGGCUUUAGUCAACAGUUUGCAGCCGUUUAAUUCUCAUCUUCUACCUGCAGGCACUGAUGUAAAGAGUCACAGGCAAACAUCUGUCAAAGGCACUUUUAAACACAAAAGAAAUAAUUGGUUUAGUGUAUGUUUAAGAGCAGAUUGAUAAAAGCUUAUGAUAAAAGGUAAGCCAAGGUAAUAUUUAUAUGGAAAGACUUCUACUCUGGGGAUAAAAGGGCAUUUUUAACAUAAAUUUUGUACUUUCACACAUGAUUUUUAUGUUAUUAAAGGAUUGUGCUUUGAAAAAGUCAGCUUUAAUCUGCUUUUUACCGUUAAGUAUAGUUGAGGUUUCACGUUAAACAUCCUCAAAGCUCUUAUGGUGCUUUCACACAUCUGCACAAAAAGUGUCAUACUGCUCAUUAUAGCAGAAUUACUGUCCUCUUUCUGUGUGAAACCAGGUGGUUGUUAAAUUAAAAGAUAGAAGAGAAUUUUAGUGUUUUAUUUGGAAAGCAGAAAGAUUGUUACUUAAAAAGUUGACUUUGUGUGAAGCUACAAUUUGAACUACACUGCAAUAUCACAAAUUAUUCCUGUUUAUCUGAUAUAAAAUCCGAUGUCUCUGCACUGAAAUUGUUA